UUCCUGAAUCUUGGCAAAAAUGAAAAUUAAAAUAAAGCCAACAAAAAAUUAAGCUCAUGAAAUUAUUGGAAAAUUAAUUUAGAAAGUAUAAAUAUAUACAUAUAAAUCACAUGCAAUAAAUCCAGUUCCUUUCUGCUGUAUUACAUAUUUCAAAAAUGUUCUUGUAUUUACUUCACACUGCAUUCAAAAUAUGACAUAUUAUUUCCUAUUUUUCACAUGAGAUUACUGAGAACUUAACAAAUUACAGGACUGUUUCUGUGGUCAUGGGGCAGUAUGUAACAGAAUGAGUGUGGAAAAAUGCUGGCUGUGUGAUGCCAACUCCAGGAAGGAAGUCUUCAAUGGUCAUCUGCAGAUGUGUGUGCUGAAUGUAAAACCUCUUAGGAGAAGGAGGUGCAGAUAGAGUUCAACAACAUGGUACACACACACACACACACACACACACACACACAAAAGCCAAAAAAACAAAGCUGUCACUUUAAGAUCAAGGGAAGAGUCUCAGCAUCAUUUUCAACAAAUAGCAAAUCUUGGGGACAGUUUUGGUGCAGUCUGUUAAGCCAGUCUGCCAGGCUGGUGUUUGAGUCUCAGCUGCUCCACUUCUGAUCCAGCUCUCUGCUAUGGCCUGAGAAAGCAGAAGAUGCCCCAAGUCCUUGGGCCCCUGCACCCGCGGGGAAGUCCUGGAAGAAGCUCCUGGCUUCAGCCUGGCUCAGCCCUGAACAUUGUGGUCAUUUGGGGAGUGAACCAGCAGAUGGAAGACCUCUCCGUGCCACACAACUGUUUCUUUCAACUAUAUAAAUAUCUAAAAACAAAAACAGGAACUAAACUUCCUCCUCCCUACCCUGCCCCCUGGAAACCCACCUGAAACAGGUGCAGGACCACCACUAAGACACAUUUGCCUUUCUGGCUGAAAGCCGGGGCAGGGAAAAAGAGACCCGCAGCCCAGGAAUCCUGGCUGCCCUGGUUCCCUGCCCCCAACAGCUCAGCACCUUGAUCACUGACUCCAGCCCCACGCUGCACCCUACUGUCCAAACCCGGAUCAGGAGGCUCGCGGCCGCAAAGGACACCCCUGAUGGGAAACAGGCUCAUGUGGGCGGGCUCCAAAGAAUCACAGCCACACGCACCGCCCGGAACUCGUGGUUACCCGCUGUGUCCACUAAUAAAACUGACCUGGGCGCUCAGCGGGAGUGCCGGGAGGCGUUCCGCAAGCUUGGAGACCUCGGCUGCCCAGGCGCCACCAAGUUGCUGCUGGACAACUUCGAGUUCCCGGCCUGGUGUCCCACACCAAGGGGCUGCCACUGCGACGCGACUGAAGCGGAGUUCUGAGCCUCCACAAACGCGCGAAUCCUGGAUUACAACUGCAGGCUGUGCAGGACAAAGUAGCAACUGCACUUGGAAUUAACACUCUGCAGCCUCACACUCCUGCAGGACACAAACAGCAUCAUCAGGCAUCCCGCUGCCUGUGCCCCAGGGGACAAAGCAGGGAGAAACGUUUUACUGGAAAAUUCUAAACGCCUCUCCGGUGUGCAGAACCUGAGGGAAACGGCAGAACUGUACAUCUGGAGUCAAGACACUAUAGAACCGAUUCUUUUUGUUUCCCUCUGGCCUUUUGCCAAGCUGAAAACCCUCGAGGCCCAGUGUGGAACCCUCCAGCUGCCUGGAGGAGCUAUGGGACCAUCCCCCCAGGAGGCACACAGGGGUUCACUGUCCUGACUAGAUACCAGGAGGGACAUCUGGCCAGGGGAUAUAGCCCGUUGUCCAGUGUGGCACUGCUCUCAAGGGAUCGCUCGAUAUUGAGCCACCAGAAUGGUGCCCACAAGCUGAUCUGGAGGUGCCACAACUCGUUCAAGUCAUCUUGCCGCAGACAUCUUGCCGCAGACAUCUUGCCGCAGCCUUGUUUUUGAAACGCGGCCCCGUUUCUCAAACACACUGUCUUGAGGGCCCACAAACUCAACACUAGCGACCAGGCUAAGGUAGACUCCACAGAAGUGGAAUAUACCUGUUUGAGCUAGUCCCUGGAAAAAGGGCGCACACCACCCUCCCAUCCCCCAUCCCCCCUGACCCCCCCAAUCCUCCUUUCUGCCCCUCCCCCCGUUCCCCGCCUGCCGCUUGAGGCCUCCCGCCUCCCAGAGCGUCAGACGCCUGGCGGCUGUGGGGGUUGGGAAGCUUCGAAAAGCCGAGAAGUGUCACGUGAUGCCCAGCUCGCCAAUCAGAGACAAAGAUUUGGCCGGCCACACCCAUCCUCGGGGCUAUACCACUCUUUGUUACACUCAGCCACGGGAGCAGCCGCCACCACCGCCGCAGCCGCCGCAGCCGCCGCAGCCGCCGCAGCCGCCCUCCUCCGUCUCUGAGCCAGUCUCUCAGCGAGAAUUGGGCAGUAUGGCCACCCAGUCGCGCUUUGAGAAUGAGAAGGAGCACCAGCCCAAUGAGGUGCCUGGAGGGCGGAAGGAGGCCGACUUUGCCUCCGGCGAUGCCUGCAGGCCCAGCAACCGCUAUCCGCUGGCCUUGGCCGCCCCUGCCUCAGGCGAUCUGUUGGAUGGCGUGCUGCUCAGCGGAGGUGGCGAUACUGGUGCAGCAGCCGCCGCUGCCGCUGCCGCCGCCAUUUCCUACGUGCAGGAAGACUCGGGGCUGCCCACCAGUGUGCAGGCAGAGAAUUGCGACCUGCAGGGCAGCCCUGGUCUCCACACGUCUGUUAAGGAGCCUGCGACCGGCACUGCGGACACUCUGGGGCAAUCCCUGGAGGGCACCGACCAGCUCGAAGGCCACGCGUCCCUGACGAAGAGCCCUGAGACCAAGCGUCGCAAGAAGCAGUCCAGCCGUAAGCAGGCCGCUCAGCCUCCAGAGCGCCCCGUGAUUCCUGGGGCUGCCGACCCUGAGCCGCCAUCUUCUGGGUCUCAGCGCAGCCGAAGCCUCCGCACUCAAGCGGUAGGGUCAGGCCCUGCCCUCCGAAGCCAGGCCAAGCCACCAGGCUCUGCCGCCAGCAGCGGUGCACCAGCACCAAUUUCUGCUCUUCCAACCCAGGCACCUGCUGCUGUCGGAGGCCGCGCAUCUGCUCCAGGCCCUUCUAUCCGACGCCGCGCAGCUUCACCGAUUCCUGCUGACGGAGGCCGCGCCACCCAGCCGGGUCCUGCUGUUCGAGUCCGCGGCACCCAGACGGGCCCUGCUUGCCGAAGCCGUGGCACCCAGACGGGCCCUGCUUGCCGAAGCCGCGCCACCCAGACGGGUCCGGUUCCACGCCGCCGCGCCCCGACGCCGAGCCCCGCUGCACGCCGCCGCGCCGCGCCGCUGAGCCCUUCUUCCCGCGGCCGCACCACUCUGCGGGAUCCUGCUUCCCGAAGCCGCGCCACUCUGCCGGUCCUCCCUGUCCGAAGGCGCACCACCCCUUCGGGCUCCGCGGCUCGGCGCACUGCCUCUGCGCCGGGUCCCGUUUGCAACAGCGGGGCAUCCGGUCCAGGCCGUGGUCGUGGUGGUGGCGGUGGCGGUGGCGCCGAGAUGCCAGAUCGUAUCUCCCGGAGACGCCCAGCUCCGAGAAGGUCGGCCACUGUCACCUGCCGAUCUGUGCCCAGGCCUGGGCCGGAUCCCGCUGAGGAGAAUCAUUAUUCUCCUCGUGGGUGCCCCUUACGAAAGCUGGUCUUUGAUAGCAGCCCUGAGUCUCCCGAACGUGAAGUGGAGAGCCGGCCUCCGCCGCCUGUCUGGCACGCAGUCCGUAUGCGUGCCUCCUCGCCCUCACCUCCGGGAAGGUUUUAUUGUCCCCCUGGCAAGUGUGGUGGGAGCAGUCCCUCCUCCUCCUCUGGGUCUUACUCCUCCUCCUCCUCUUCCUCCUCCACCCCCACCCGGGCCCCUGUCCCCGUCCCUGUCCCCAUCCCUAUCCCCAUCCCCUCUUCCUCUGCAUCUUCCGACGGUGGUUCCUCUUCCUCCUCUCCUGUGUUUCUGGGUCUGAACUCCAUCCGUACUCCCAGCCCUGCUAGCCUUCGGCGCGCUCUUAUGCCUGAGGUUGAGGCUCUGAGUUCUGCAUCUCCGGAGGAGGAGGAGGAGGAGGAGGAGGAGACGGAGGAGACGGAGGAGACUUAAGUCAGCAACCCCAGUAUUGUGCUGUGCCCCUCUGUUAGUUUCCCCAAGGUUUGUGAAAGGAGCUAACAGCCACCCACUGGGUGAACGGGCUCCCCUUUAUUUAGGUGUGUAAGAGUUUUUGCUGUUAAUCCUAUUGUGGCCAGAGGUGAAGCCUCCUUUCCCGCUCACUGCAGCACUUACCUACUGGUGGCCCUAGAUUCCAGGCCCCCUGGUCCUUGAAAGUGGUUUGCCUUUGCCCCGAAGUUGAGAGUUAUAUUUUCCAAGUUGACUUUCCGUAUGAAAUGUUUUUACCAAUAAAACUUAGAUGCUGUUUUCAUCAAAACUCUCUCUUUCUUUUUUUAAUCGCGGUCCUAUCAUAUUUGGGG
Messenger RNA from Oryctolagus cuniculus (rabbit), 4430 nucleotides. Lineage: Eukaryota; Metazoa; Chordata; Mammalia; Lagomorpha; Leporidae. The record is from RefSeq and is a predicted model, not a curated record.